GUUAAGUGUUACUCGUGAGUUUAGCUUCAUUUUUCUCUUCUCUACUCUCACAGUCUCACUUACACCAACUUUUCUUUUUCUUCCUUAACUUCAUUUUCUCUCUCCUAUUUCUUCCUGUUUUUUUGCUUUGAAUACUCCAACAAAGAUUAAAAAUGGUGAAGGAGACAGAAUACUAUGAUAUUCUGGGUGUUAGCCCUUGUGCGUCCGAGGACGAAAUUCGAAAAGCUUAUUAUCUUAAGGCUAGAAAAGUUCACCCGGAUAAAAAUCCUAAUGAUCCUCAAGCUGCUGAAAAGUUUCAGAUAUUAGGAGAAGCUUACCAAGCUCUAAGUGAUCCAGUGCAACGAGAUGCAUAUGAUCGAAAUGGAAAGCAUAGCGUUUUGAAAGAUUCAAUGCUUGAUCCAACAGCAGUAUUCGCCCUGCUAUUUGGAAGCGAACUUUUCGAGGACUACAUUGGACAUCUAGCUGUAGCAUCGAUGGCAUCCUCUGAAUUAAUCAGUGAGCAUGAUACUCCUGAAAGGAUUAAUGAAAAGUUGAAGGCAAUACAGAGAGAAAGGGAAGAAAAGCUGGCAGGAAAACUGAAGCAUAUUCUUAACCAAUAUGUUCGCGGUGAUAAGAAAGGAUUCAUACAGCGAGCUGAAAGUGAGGUCAAGCGUCUUACUGAUGCAGCUUUUGGAACCGAGAUCUUAAACACCAUAGGCUAUGUAUACUCAAGACAGGCUGCACUGGAGCUUGGGAAGAAAACUAUGUACCUUGGAAUGCCCUUCUUGGCGGAGUGGGUGCGCAAUAAAGGGCAUAUCUGGAAAUCCCAGAUAACUGCAGCUAAAGGUGCUUUUCAAUUGCUUCAAUUACAAGAAGAUGUACGCCGCCAAUUUAAGAUGGAUGGUAGCGGCCCUGCAAAUGAUUUUGAAUCUCACAUACGGCAAAACAAAGAAAUGCUUAUGAGCUCGUUAUGGAAAUUGAAUGUUGUUGACAUUGAAAUGACUCUCCUACAUGUUUGCCAAUUGGUGCUACUGGAGAAGAACGUAAAGAAAGAAGAGUUGAAAGAUCGCGCUUUAGCUCUGAAAUUACUUGGGAAGACAUUCCAGAGGGAAAAACUCACACAGGAAUCUGAAACAUCAAAGAAAAAAACACUAGCCGAGAUAGAUGACAGUGAUUCUGAUAGCGGUUCUGAAGAGGAUUCAUCCCGGAUGCUAAGUUAUCGUACUCCUAUGUUGAGUCAGGGAAUUGGGAAGCUAUUCAGAUGCUUGUGUAAUCCUGCAUUUGAUGUAGAUGAUGAUGAGAUUGUCUACAGGGGGAAAUGACUCCACAAAAUUCACCAAACUAUUGCUAUUCAAAAGUCAAAACGAUGACAAAUGCAUCAACAGAAGUUGCAACUCUUUGAAUUAUCUGCAUAUAGCUGUCCAAAGUUACUGGCUUGACUUGUGAAGUGAACAUUCAUAUAUUUGUUUUAUUAGCCUGAUGGCUUGUUCGAAAAGAGAAGUUGCCAUCCGAAGGCGAGUACAUGAAAGAUAUGCUAAUAUAUUUGAAACUUCUUUA
Beta vulgaris subsp. vulgaris (sugar beet) is the source of this 1536-nucleotide messenger RNA. Its product is annotated as chaperone protein dnaJ 10. The record is from RefSeq and is a predicted model, not a curated record. Lineage: Eukaryota; Viridiplantae; Streptophyta; Magnoliopsida; Caryophyllales; Amaranthaceae. The transcript is spliced from 10 exons. The coding region runs from base 153 to 1301 and encodes 382 amino acids.